AUGAGGCUUCUUUCCCUAAUUACUCUAUUAACUUUCUUAUUCGGAAGUUCCGAAUCGGUGAAAUGUAUGGAUUGUGUUGGAAUAGAUUGUAUGGGUUCAUUCUGCUACGGGGAAUAUUGCGUUAUCUCCAAUUAUGCUCCACGAUGGGGAACAGUUGAAUGGGGACAUCCAGAAGUUGUUAAGGGAUGUAUGAAUGGAACUCUACUUCGAAGUGAUAUUCGUGACCAUUGUGAGGUUGCAGACAUUGAUGACGAUCCAUUUACAUGCUUCUGCAAUGGGCACCUUUGUAACGGAAAAAACACCAGAAAGUUAGAGAAAGAAGUAGUUGAGCUGGUAACUUGCCGAUGCUCUGGAUCCCAUUGCCGAGGAAAGUCAACAUGCUCUGGAGAAAUGUGCAGUUAUGUUAUUAACCACCGCACAAAGGAGAUCGAACAAGGAUGUGUAAACGCGACAGUUCCCCUUGUGGAGAGAAGAUCUUUGGGAGCAUGCAUGAUCCCUCCAAUUACUGGAGCUAUGCACCACACUGUUGCGAAGGACGCAGAAUCUUUGUUAUCAACUGAAAGUUGUGUUUGCGGAACUGACUUCUGUAACGCAGAGAAACCUAAGCCCAAAGUCCCAGAAAGACAAAAAUGCCAAGCAUUUGUCCGAGCUAGCGUGAUGGGUAACGCGAUGGCUUCCCGUAACACUACUUGCAGAGGAGAAUUCUGUUUCAAAGCCAGUAUCAAAAGUAAACUAGGAACUAUGACUGAAUACCACACUAUCGGCUGCGCAUCCUUCACAGGAGAUGAUGAACUUCCCGAGGAACUAAACCCAACCGGAUGUGCUCAAUUUAAUAAUGACGAUUUGUCCGUUAGUGCUUGCUUCAAGACCGACGAUCAAGGAGCCAUAAAUCGAGUUAGAGCUCAGCAAAGAGUUCCAGAGCCAAGACAGCGAAAGGGCAAAUCGAGACCUAAACCUAAGGAAACCGUCAUGGAGGUUGAGUACGGAGACGAUGACGAUAAUGCGGAAGAAGUUGUCGACGAAGAUGACGAUAUGGACGAGCCAACUCAGAAACCAAGAAAACAACAGAAAGUUGUAGAAGAAGCAAAGGAAGAAAGAGUAAAGGAAGAACCUAAACCAGAAACGACUACCGCUCAGUCUUUCAUUUUCCAAAAUCCUACCCAGGCUCCUAUUCCGGAUGAUUCCAAUACUACUAUGGUAACUGUAUUCAUACUCAUCAUGCUUUGUAUUGUUGUGUCUGGAGCAGUUUGGAAGCUUGAAUUACACAAGAAGCUGUUCCGAGCCAAUUAUGAUUCCGUGGCUGGUGGAUAA
Molecule: messenger RNA, 1311 nt
Organism: Auanema sp. JU1783
Lineage: Eukaryota; Metazoa; Nematoda; Chromadorea; Rhabditida; Rhabditidae
Source: the annotation of a GenBank genome assembly